This is a messenger RNA of Harmonia axyridis, 2809 nucleotides long. Its product is annotated as ankyrin repeat domain-containing protein 12. The transcript has 9 exons. Lineage: Eukaryota; Metazoa; Arthropoda; Insecta; Coleoptera; Coccinellidae. Gene Ontology annotation, cellular component: nucleoplasm. The coding region runs from base 257 to 2629 and encodes 790 amino acids. Gene Ontology annotation, molecular function: protein binding. The record is from RefSeq and is a predicted model, not a curated record.
GACAGAAUGACAAUAACCAAGUGAAUUAAUUAGCUUCUAGGACUAUAAAUUUAGUAUGUUUGUUUUAAUUUAGUUAUUAUUCAAUCAAGUUAUACAUUGUUUUUCAACAAUUUCAAACUCUAUAGUACAAAAUUUGGCCUUAAUACGUAAUUUAGUAUACAAUUUAAGACAAACCUUAGUAUAUUCAACUCAGGUUAUAGUUACUUUGAUAGAAUAACAACUUUAAGAGUGAAACAUUGACAAUAUAUGUUCAACAAUGCGAUCUAAAGAAUCUUCAGUUAAUAAGUCGCACAUACAAACACCUAUGUCUGAAAGACAACAGCUGGCUCUACUUAUGCAAAUGACUUCUGGAAAUGAAACUAUAGCUAAAAGUCCUGGUGGCACCACUUAUUCAUUAACAAGGCAAAAAGACAGAAAUGAAAGAGGAGAAACACCAUUGCAUUUAGCAGCAAUUAGAGGAGAUAUCGAACAAGUAUCCAAAAUACUUGGGAAUAAAGUUGAUCCAAAUGUUACUGAUUUUGCAGGUUGGACUCCUCUACAUGAAGCUUGUAAUUAUGGUUGGUAUGAAAUAGCAAUUAAACUGGUACAAGCUGGAGCUAACGUUAAUGCAAAAGGCUUAGAUAAUGAUACUCCAUUACAUGAUGCUGUGAUUAAUGGACAUUUGAAUAUUAUGAAAUUAUUGAUAGAUAAUGGUGCCGAUAUUCACUUCAAAAAUACAAAAGGAAAAAGCCCAUUAGAUGUGGCAGUUCCAAAUAUUAAACCAUAUGUUCUGAAUUCCAGUUUACCUAUACCAGAAUCAAUGGUACCGUCAAGGCUACCACCCAGAGGAAGAGAUGAUAAAAAACUAACAGAUAAUAAUAAAACGAAGUCUAAUACAACUGAUGAAAAUAUAGACUCAUCUAAAGGAGAAGAUGCAUACGAGUUCAAGUCCUCAAAAGAUCAAGCUGAACAAAAAAGUUCAAUGGAAAAUGAUGCUUCAGGAGAAACUUCCUCUAGUGUUCCUCCAACUUCGGAGGAAACACCUAAAAGAGGAUAUUCGGAAAUGAAUGAUAAUGUUGAGGAUAAUACUGAAGAUGAAUCGAGAAAAAAGAAACGAAAAGAUGAAGGAACUAAGGACAAAAAUGCUUUACGAGGAACAUCCCAAAAUAAAGGCCAAACAGGCAAGCCUAAUUCUGAUAAGGCUAACAAAAGUUCUAAUUUGAAUGUUAAUAAAACAGUUGCUUCAGAUAAGAAAAGUCCAUGUCCUAGUCCAAAAGUAGCAAGUGAUGUUGAAGAUGACUCUAAAGUUGACUUGAAGGUCCCACCACUAAAAAUUGUUAUACCUCAAACGAACAGUAAUGAGCAGGAAACAGGUGUUAAUAGAAGUAGCAAAAACAGUUCCCAAAGAACACACCAGGCACUUCCCUAUGUUGUACCAAGUUCAAGCAGUAACGAUUCAAGUAAUGAAAAAGAAGUAAAUGCCAAUUCGAGCCAAGAAGAGAAUCCAACAAAAACUGAUGAGAAGAAAGAUGGUGCAGCAUCUACAUCUACAGAUGACCAGCGUGGAGGCGCUAACCAUCAAAGGGUGCUGCGAAGUUCCCACAAGAGUGGCGGUCAAACUCAAAUUCCAGAUAGAAGUAGCAAUAACUCUUCCCCGCAACUGCACAGAUCUCACUCGCCUUCUCCCUCUGCUUCCCCCACAGCCCCGAAUGCAUCUACUGACGCGCCAGUUGCGACCAGUUGUGCAUUGGCCAAUACCGUUUCAAAAACUUCAGAUUCUCAGUCGAAUACUGAGAACGAGAAUUCGUCUUCUGCAUCUUCGGUUUCUACAAAUGCACAGACAGCAACUCCGGCUCCAGUCGAGUUGCAUCCUAGAAAGAGAAAAAUGAAACCAAGCAAGGAACCCGCUGCGCCACCUCCAGAUGCUGCGGAUGUUUCCGCAGAGUCCCAAAUCCAUCCUCAUGAACAGCCAAUCACAAAUUGCUACCAAUUGUUUUUAGACAUAAGAAAGCAGAUUGAAAAGAGGAGAAAGGGUUUAUUUCCUGUACAACCUAAACCGCCACAAGGAUUUAAGGACUAUCUGCUGAAUAGAUGUACCUAUGUUCUUGCAAACACAACGUCAACUUCGCCUAAUGUUUCGUAUCCUCCAAAUUUACCUGCUCAAAUGAAGGAUAUCUUCACAGAACAGGAAAAGGAGAGAUAUCGGCUCAGGAUGCAGCAUGUUAUUGAGAAAGAAAAAUUAGUUCUCUCAGUCGAACAAGAAAUUUUAAGAGUUCAUGGUAGAGCGGCUAGAGCUUUAGCAAAUCAAUCCCUUCCAUUUUCAGUCUGCUCAAUACUUCGGGAUGAAGAAGUUUACAAUUUAAUCACACCUGAACAAGAAGAAAAGGAUAGAAAUGCUAGGUCUAGAUACAAUGGUCGUCUAUUUUUGAGUUGGCUUCAAGAUGUUGACGAUAAAUGGGAAAAAAUCAAGGAACACAUGCUUCUGAGACAUCAUAAUGAAGCUGAAUCUCUCCAUGCUGUUCAAAAAAUGGACUGGGAGUGGAAGAUGAUUGAAAUGAACCUUUGUGACAAAAAAUCAACACCAACUGUUGAAGAACAUCAUGUUCCAAUGGUUCAUGUCAGCGAUGAUUUUGAUUUGCUUCCUGCUUAAUUGUUCAAGAUUUAUUGAAUUUGAUGUCUGUGAUAAAUUGUACAAAAUUAUUUUUAAUAUUUUAACUGAAUAUUGAAUAUUUCACUUUAUAAUUUGAUGUGAUAACUGGUUUUCUUGUUUUAAUUCAGAGGAUUAAUAACAUAUCUUAAUUUGAAGAUAAUAAAGCUUUAAUGAUUUUAA